ACUACACCCAGGCGCUGUCUCAGUUCGUCGGCUUUCUUUCCUGCCCGAGCUGAGCUUUCACAAGCCCACGAACCGGACAGCACAGGAGACGCCAAAACCCUCCAUCCGCACAACACUCGCCACGCCUUCAGCACUCGUAGCGUUCAAUCCACUCCUGUGGGUCUAGUGCGUCCUAUAUAUCCUUACAAAUCACAGAAAAAUGUCUUGGCAAAGCUACGUGGAUAACCUGAUGGCCGAUGGCAGCUGCCAGGAUUCCGCCAUUGUUGGCUACACGGACGCCAAAUACGUUUGGGCAUCGUCAGAGGGUGGUACUUUUAGCGGUAUAACGCCUGAUGAAAUCGACGUGAUUGUUGGCAAAGACCGAGAGGGCUUCUUCACCAGUGGGCUGACUCUAGGGAAAAAGAAGUGCUCCGUGAUCAGAGACAGCCUUCAGGUGGAAGGGGACUGGACAAUGGACAUCAGGACAAAGAGUCAUAAUGGAGAGCCAACGUACAAUGUUUCCAUAGGCAGAGCUGGCAAAGUAUUGGUUUUAGUCAUGGGAAAGGAAGGUACCCAUGGAGGAUCGCUCAACAAGAAAGCAUUUGGCAUGGCUGAGUACCUGAGGAAAGUUGGAUACUAAAGCAGCCCCUUCCCAUCCAUCCACCCAGCAGCUCACUUUAAUACACCGCACCAAACAACCGCCCACCCACCCAUGCCCCCAUCCUCAUCCUUACCUUACCCCCCUUGUCAACUUGACAGCACUACCAGAAACCGUUAGUAGAUGCAUUGUUGUCUCUCUCCAAAUCUGUCUGUCCAUUUUUUUUAUUUUUAUUUUUUUAUAUGAACCUUUUUUGUUUAACGCUCCGUGUUCAUUUAUUUUCCAAGUAAUGACAUCUUUAUUGUGCCACAGUAAAUCCAGCAUGUUUGUUUUUAUAAAGGUUCCAUCGAAAAAACACUACUGUACAUAGCAUAAACCUAAAAUGAAGAAUUUAAAAAGAAAAAUUGGACGACCCCGAAUUUGUAUAAAUUCGUCACUAAAUGAAGAAUCACUACAUUGUCCAAUUUUUUUCCUUAGGCACUGCUAAUGAACCAGCUAAAGAUAGAUGGAUGCCUCUCAAGUGGUUUGAGCCCUUGCUGAGCUCUCAUGGUCUUCCUUGUAUACAGCAUGUCCAGGAUGGAAAAAGUGCAUGCAUAUCUUUUAGGUCAAUAUUAUUGCUUUCCAGUAAUUAACUACACCACCUGGUCUCAGCUUUGAGAAUGACAUCUGAAGUUAACCAUUCACUUUACACAUUUUGUUUGUUGACAUUUUUUUGCUCUCGGUUUGAUUCUAAAUUGAGUUAGUAGCCAUCUCGGCCCCAGCCCUCGUGAACUGCACCACCCUUGCCCCAGCUACCUUUAGUUUGACUACCUUAUAUCAAAUGCUUUUGCUGUUGUAUUUGAAUGUGGUCUUGUAUGUCAUUGAUCUAAUGUUGGAAUAUUUUGAGUGUGGUGGCAGAUCAGCAUUUACAAGGGUUUGGGUUAAGUUGUUCCCCAAGAGCCUUUGCAUCCCGGACUCUUUAUGGACAUUCCAUCACUACAAUAGCUCAGGCACUUAUAAUUGUUGUUUGCCAGCUCCUGUAAUUUCUUUUUUUGUUUGUCCUUUUAUUUUUAUUAAGAAAAAAAGUGCUGCCAUCCCAGCGUAACCCUCUGGUUUUGUCCAUUUCACUUUGGUUUCUCCAAUAGGACCAAUGUUUUGUUGCAUCCGAAGGGAUUAACGGAAUUGCUCCAAACUAUUGUUGUGAAGGAUGACUGCUAGCUUCAUCUGUUGCCGACUUUAUAACACUAAAUUUUCAACACUUCAAAUACACAAUGUGACACCAAGUUCAUUACUAUUAAACACUAUUAAUUGCUUAACAGUUUGAAAUAAAAAUUCACAACUACAGCUACCUGAGAAUUUCUCUAAUGAAUGUCUUGAAUAGAUGAAAUGGCAGUCUUGUUGUUAAUAUCAGUCACCUUGAAAUUCUUCAAAUCACUUUUAAUCUGUUAUUUUCAAGAGUGAAACCAUUUGGAGGUCAUUGCGUUGUAAACUACUUAAUUGCGAUGUAUCAAACUGUCUUAGCACGGUACAAAUGACUCAUUAAAUAGACAAAAUAAAAAUACUGAAGUAAACCGUGUACACUAACUUUUCUGGGAUAUGUUGGUAUUAGAUUAAAAAGACCACUAUUCAAAGUCAACUGUAUUGUGGAAACUUAAAAAAUAAAGCUGUGUAUCCUGUGCCAUAAUGUAGAUCUGAUAUGUUGCUAAUGUGAGAUGGAUUUUAACUGCUGCCUUGCGGGGAGUCACUUCUUCAAUGGCACCUUUGGGAUAUUUGGCAUAAAUUCAAACUCCCGGGCUUGUGGAAAAUGUACAGAUUAAAGAAAAGCAUAAACAAAAUUUGUCCAAUUCUCUCCUUUUUUGCAUCUAACCAGCUGACUUUCAACUCGAUUUGAAUGGGGGGGGACAAAUGCCAUGAUUUUAACCACCUUGUUUACAGACAGAUCAAAUAAACCUAUUCCAACCAGAAAA
Myxocyprinus asiaticus (Chinese sucker) is the source of this 2523-nucleotide messenger RNA. Its product is annotated as profilin-2-like. Gene Ontology annotation, cellular component: cytoplasm. The transcript is spliced from 3 exons. The record is from RefSeq and is a predicted model, not a curated record. NCBI's taxonomy places the organism in Eukaryota, Metazoa, Chordata, Actinopteri, Cypriniformes, Catostomidae. Gene Ontology annotation, biological process: positive regulation of actin filament bundle assembly; actin cytoskeleton organization; regulation of actin filament polymerization. Gene Ontology annotation, molecular function: actin binding. Bases 200 to 619 code for a protein of 139 amino acids.